ACAGCAGCUCCAUAGUUUUACUUAUGUCCCUCUUUGGUAGAUUAGCAAAAUGUUUUUGGUUUAUUUCACAUAUUGUAUCUUUAAAAAUACAAUAUAAGGGCAUGUUUGCCAUCUGAAAUAUUCAGGACACCUACAGUGGGUAAAAACCCACAGCAAGACGGAGCAUGGUUAAAUAGAUCAUCCAUCCUGACAGUUAGCAGCCAGGGUCAUUCGUUUGACAGUGGUUAUGAUUUUAGGAAACCUGACAAACAUCAUGCAUGGAUUAGCGUUUCAUAGCUCUGUUAACCCUUAAGAAGUAAGUCACAGCAAUGCUGGGAUUUCAGUUUUGACCUCCAGUUGGAGAAGGUUGAGGACCUGAGUGAUACAGGGUGUUGCCAUGUGCAACCGGGCAGAUUCAACAUUGUUUUUAUUUUGCGCCGGAUCAACGAGAUUGGGACAAAGCUUGUUAAUGAUGACACGUAACCCCACAUUGAGGUUAUUCAGUUCAGAGGGGGGAAGGGAAGGCAGAGGACCACCAGUGGAGGAUUGUAUUUGUAAACAGAUCAGAGAGUAGGGUUGCCCCUCUCUGAACAUUACACAUCGCAGUUAAGUCUCUUUGUUCUCUGAUUUGUGAACCAAGGAAAGUUCAUCUUUGACCUUUUUAAGAAGGUAAAAUGUCAGAGAAAAUUAAUUUCAUCUGCCAAUUCUUACCCAGGUCUCACACCAGAAAGAUUAAGUCUGUAGGGUUUGUUUUUGUUUAACCACCAAAGCAAUUAUUUUGAAGUAGUGACAUAAUCUAUUUGAAGUGAUGGAUUAAAUGUACACUAUUAACAAGGAGCAGUCAGAAUUAAUUUUUCCAAUUUUUUCAGUGAUGUUUCGAUCCUGAUCAUGAGCUGAGCAUACAAACACAAAACAAGGGGACAAAUUAAUAUAAUUUAAUAUAUAUUGCCUAGAAUCUAUAAGGAGCAUAUCUUCACCUUUUAUUCAAAAAGCCUUGGUUGUCACAUUUUAAUGUUCAGGGUAUUGUUCUGAAAUCACUUACUGAGUUCACUCAACACGGACGUGACCGCAUGACACACUUAUCAGCCCAAUGUAUGCUUCAUAAAGGCCUCCAAGAUUACCACGCAUUUGACACGCACAGAGAUCUAAUUGUUAUGCAUUCUGUUUAAUAGUGUUGAGUAUAUAACAAAGCCACAGGAGCUUAGAUUGGCUGCAUUUUCUGAUUUUCAUUAAGUUUGUUGUAAGUGAGCAUUAAAGCAGCUGAAGACAAGGUAGUCUUUUCUUUGCCGAUAACUAACAUUUAACUGUAUUCACAAUGUAUUGUCACCAAAACCUUUAAUGACCUCAGAGGAACAGCAUGUGUCCAGCUUUAUAUCAAGAUACAGUACAUCACCAACUUGAUGUUGAGAUAUUAUUUCUAAGCCAUAUUGCCCAGCCCUACCUUGAAGGUAUGAUAGAGAAGUAGCUCCUUUUUGUGUGUGCAGUAGCCCAAAGGAUCAAAUAUCUUGGAAACCCCGCUGUUAAAGACCCUCCCACACACUUCUGCAUGGUCCCCUCAAGGCUACGCACUAGCCAUGUAAAUUUAAUAAUAUAGCCCAGAGCUGUCUGGGACACCUGGGGUUAUCGCAUUAGGCCGACAGCCCGGAGAGGAGCUUGCAGUGCCCUGUAACUAAAGGGCCAGUGUUCUUCCCCCUCAGCCCCACCCAUAUCUGUUGUCAUCUCUGGCAACAGGGGCUCACUUCAGUGUAAGCCCUCAGUGAAAGAAGUUGUCCAGGCAAAUGGUGGAGAGCUGGCGUGGAAGAAUCUAAUUGGACUGGAAUGCUCGUCUCUUCACAGCCUUCAGACGGUCACCCCAUGUCUGAGAAGGUGCACCUCCGCCUUAUCCUGGUCAGUGGGAAAACACAAGACUUCACUUUCUCCCCGAACGACUCGGCCACAGACAUUGCCAAACAUGUAUUUGAGAACUGGCCUGCAGGAUGGGAGGAGGAGAGGGUGAGCAGCCCCAGCAUACUGCGCCUCAUCUUUCAGGGACGCUUCCUUCAUGGCAAUGUUACUCUGGGAGCCCUAAAGCUGCCACCGGGCAGGACGACUGUCAUGCACUUGGUUGCCAGAGAGACUCUGCCAGAGCCCAACUCUCAUGGUCAAAGGAACAGAGAAAAAACCACAGAGAGCAACUGCUGUCUCCUCUUGUAAAGCAACAGAAACAUCCCCCCCCCCGUCAUUCUACCCAGACCUCACUCAUAACUGACACACACACACACACAUAUAUAAACAUGCAUACACUCUGCUCUCCCUUGCCCUGUCAUCCUAUCAGCUGUGGAUGUGGAAUAAGUCACAGAAGUCUGGUUGGGGGGGCAUUAUCCACUUUGGUUGAACUCAUGUCCAAUCUGAGGCAUCUUCGUGCCAAUAUAUUAACAUCCCUCCAGAACUUUUACUUUAUCAACAGUUUGCUGUUGUUGCAAACUGCAUUUUUAUUUGACAGUCCAAUAAUACCUUUGCUGCUGGACACGUUUUAAAUAGCGAUCAUAGUGAAAAAGACCCAGGAACUCGUCACUCUUCAUGGACACAGAUGUGCUCUAAAGGAGGUGUGGGCUUUAACCUUUCCCUACUAGUCACAUGGAUGUUCCCCCCACGUCUUACUCAUUGGUGUUAACCCUCUCAUUGCACUUAACCUGGUUGUUUAUUCAGAAGUGUUUAUAGUGUCACCCUCUCUUUCCUCACAUUUUCCUUUGAACAGACCUCAGUUCCCGCCACAUGGUAGAAAACGUGCCAUCCUCCCCGUAGACCGUUUCUGCCUCUUAAUUGAACCGUUGAGUCUUUUAUCGACACUAAUGGCAUUCGUGCCAUUACCUACAUCCUGUUUGGUCCUGGCAAUGGAUCAAUGGAUAUUUUACUUUUAUCAGGAGGAGCUUUAACACCUGAGGGAUGUACAGGUCCAUCGGGAACAGGAACAGGACUCCCAGUGAGGCUUGCAAAAAAAAAAAAAAAAAUGGAGGCAGAGGAGGAUUUGCUUGUGUGCCAUCUGGUGUCAUGUUCACACUUGUGGCGGUGACUUAAUUCCUUAGACUGCCGACGUUCUUUCGUAAUGGGAUCCGACACAAAAGGCCACUUACACACAGACAGAAGAUGACGGGGUAAACAUGGGAGGUGGACGUGUGGUUGGAAUGAAACCCUCCUCUAUCGGACACUGAGAACAAGGUAGAGGGAGCGACGUCUCCCCCUCGGGUGAAAAGUAAAAAGGAAUUUUUUUGGUGGCGUUUCAUUUGGAUGCUGUCUUUACUUCUUGUUUGCCUUUUAUUGUGGAAUUCAGUAAUAUCAUUAAUAUUGAAAUUGAAAAAUAUCAAUUUUUAUCUUGUGUAUAGGUAUUUGUUAAAUUUUAGUGUGUGUGAGUGAAUGAGAGUGUUGGUGAGCGAGUGAUGCACGUGGCAUACUGUGUGAAGUCGAGCGAGGGCAUGUGGUCUUAAAUAAAAGGUGGUGCACUGGGAGUGUUGAUGGGCUGCGGUUUCUUCAGAAACAGUCGGAAACCUUUUGAUUCCUUCCAUUGAGUGUCCUUUGGUUUGUGUUUUUGUCAAUCAAUGUCACUGCUAUGAAGUUUAGCUCAGUAUGAAUAAAUGUAAAAACUAAAAUGCAAUGUGGUCUACAUAAAAGCUUGUAUUAUAAAUUAAUAAAUCUUUAAGUAAGGCAA
Messenger RNA from Solea senegalensis (Senegalese sole), 3664 nucleotides. It is a transcript of the gene ubl3b, whose product is annotated as ubiquitin-like 3b. The transcript has 5 exons. The record is from RefSeq and is a predicted model, not a curated record. Gene Ontology annotation, molecular function: protein binding. The coding region runs from base 1798 to 2172 and encodes 124 amino acids. Lineage: Eukaryota; Metazoa; Chordata; Actinopteri; Pleuronectiformes; Soleidae.